This is a messenger RNA of Brassica rapa (field mustard), 4228 nucleotides long. RefSeq names its product replication factor A protein 1-like. Lineage: Eukaryota; Viridiplantae; Streptophyta; Magnoliopsida; Brassicales; Brassicaceae. The record is from RefSeq and is a predicted model, not a curated record.
CUAAGGUUUGGAUUAAUUAACCCAAAAGGUAUAAGUGUAUAUUUACUUCUUUAAUGAAACCUAUUUUUGUGACUUUGAGCCUUGAGUGCUACUUUGGGAACAAAAACUUGGUUUGGUGCUAUCCUAGUCUUUUUCUCUAUAAUUGUGUAUAUAACAUUUUAUAGUUUAUAAUAUUAUCGUUAACCAGCAUUAAAGAAAAAAUCUGUUAUUGAAAUCUUACGUAAAGUAUGAAGUCUCCUACUUCAGCAUUUUCCAUAUUGUUCCUUUUCUUCGCAAGACGAUGCACACAAAAUUGUCGCUGCUAUUUCAAUAUCAGUCGGCCACCGAAGGAACAGAACAAGGUUUCUUUAACCUAGUAUCCCCUCUUUCGAUACGUGUUCCGAUACCGUUGGAUCCAAAUAGAUCUUGUCACCACUACUACUUCUCUACUUAUCUGAAAUUACUAAAAACUCUAUUUCCAUCAUUUUUAUAAGCAAAAAUAUGUCCCAGCAUCCUUGGGAUGUUCUGUCACCUUUAUUGAUUAAUACUGUAUUAUUAUUUAUAUAAAGAGUAGAAAUAGACAAGAGUUUGCCACCACCAACUGCCAACUGCUACUCAUUAGUUUUUUUUCUUAAAUUCGAAUAUUUUAUCUUUUAGAAGAUGUUGAUGUUGCGAUUUGAAAACCUAUUUUCAUCGAAAUUGAAACUUUUGAUAUGUGUAAUUUAUAUUAAUACACUUAAUAGUUUUAUUUUCCUAUAAAAUCCAAAAACUCCCAAAUAUCUUGUAAUUUUUUGUGUGUUUUAGAGAAAAGUAUGUGUUUGUUUAUUUGAGUGCUACUUACUAUAUAUUUUCUAAAGAAAGAUCCCUUUUGAAACUUUGGUUGUUAGCAGACCGGGCGUACUUCCUUUGUUAAUUUACAGUUUACCCAUGUAGUUUUUCAUUAGAUGAUCAUGAACAUAUGCUAUAUAGAGAUCCAAAUUAGUUGGUGCUGCUGUUAUGGACAAGUUACAUGAUAUACAAAAGUCAUUCCUGCCUACAAGUUUAGUAGGAUUUUUCAACGUCCGUUUGAGAGUUCAUGUGGAAUAGAUUAUCACACUGCGAACAAUGGGCUUCAGAAAGUAGAACAAGCCCAACAAAGCAUCGAGAAUCUCCACAUCAUGCUUAGGCUAAAACGGAUCAAAUCGACAAAUCCUCCUCACAUAAUCUGCUCUGUCGCGGGCUGGCAGGUUUCUUUAAUAAAAAAAUGUCAUAGUAAAAGCCUCUUUAGUUUAAUUAACAUUUAUCAAGAUUUUUUUGGACUAAAUUCUUCAAAUUAAAGCAAACGUUAUAAGAGAAUUUUAACAUGAUAAAGAAAAUGUUAUAAGAGAAUCCCCUAGACUAUAUUUGAGAAGUGAUUUUUAAAAAUUUUCUUACAUGUCAUCUCUACAAAGACUCUCACAAAAAAAAAGAUAACAUGGCACACUUAAAUAGAUGACAUGGCUUAUGAAAAAGAUGACAUGGCUUGUGAAUACUUAAAACUAUAACAUUAUUCCCCGAAGGAAAACUAUAUGGAAAAUAUAUGAUUCCUAUAUUCAAUCAAUAUGGAAAAUAUAUUAUUCAUAUAUUCAAUGACGUGAAUGUUAUAUAUAUAUCAUUCAUAUUACCUUGCAAUAAUUAUUUAACAAAAAGCUUUAGGCCAUGUCGUCUCACACACCUAAAAAAAAUUCUUCUUCUCUUUUGACCAACACUUAUUCAGCUGAGGAAAAACUCAAACCCCUGCAGAUUCCUAUCGACGAUGAUAAAGAAUACAUCGAAGCUAUUAAAGAAGCAAGUUUUUGGUGUUCAGCAAAGUGUCUUCGUCAACUGUUUUGUACAAUGUUGCUUUCAAAUAAUACCAUAACUCCAGAAAACAUAUGGAAUGCUACUUGGAAAAUACUAUCAACAGAUAUAUCAUGUAACGAAAGGAAAAAAAUGGAUGAUACAAGUAAGAUCCUUUUUUUUCGAAAAAAGGAGGAUAAGUAAUACUAAUUAAAUUUCAUUAUAAUGCUCAAUGCUUAUAAUUUAAAUUUGAUUCUUUUCUUUCAGAUUUAAAUUUCUCAGAAGAUCAAAUUAAGAGUUUAGCUUUGGCGGAUAUCAAAUCACUCAUGCGUAUCAAUGGAAGCUCCUUGACAAUAUUUAAGAUUUGAAAUGCCUUAUCAAUAAUAUAAUCUCCGUCUAUUGUUAAACGGUGGCUUUGAUUGCAAUUCUAUUUAUCUUUUAUGUUGUAUUUUAUUAAUAUUAAUUUAAAAUAUGUUAUUAUAAUUAAAUAACAAAGGCAUUUUUGUUCAAUACUUAAUAAUCUUUUGAUACCCUUCAUAUAUACAAUUUUUUCAUUAGGCGUUUUCCUUGGUCUUCUAAACUACAAAUUCUAGAACCUUGAAAUACAUUAUUACGUGCACAUGAGCUAGGCCUGGUGAGACAGUUGUGUGUGUUUUUUGGACACUUGCAGGUCUCUUGGCAACCAUGCAUAAUUUCAGUUAUUAAAUAAUCUCACCGGUUGGAAGAUACAUGCAUGUAUUCAAUAGUUUAAUAAAUUACGAAGUCAAUAAAAUUAAUAUUAAAAAAUCUGGUAUGGAUAUACAAAAAUCAAUUACACGUGGUCAUAAUGAUUCAUAUUCCAAUUUAUAUUCCAAAUUAAAUAUGUAAAAGUCACAUCUUAUUCCAACUAGGUAUGCAUAUUUAGUUAUGAUUACUCUUAUUUAUGCAUAUUUAGUUAUAGUAACUCUUAUUUAGUUAUGGUAACUCUUAUUUAUUACCAUAUUUAGUUAUGGUAACUCUUAUUUAGUUUUGGUAACUCUUAUUUAUUACCAUAUUUAGUUAUGGUAACUCUUACAAUUGCGUGACACGCAUGUCAUGUCGGUGACUUCGUGACUUCAAUAUUUCUUAAAGAUGUAAAUUUUACUUUUUUCACUCAAUUGUUUUGUAUAUUUCCCAUAAAUAGUAAAACACAAAAGGAAAGAAAUAAUUAUGGAAAAUAUAUAAUUCUCACGUGAAUUUGACCUAUUAUGCUACAUAUAGUAACUAUUACAAUUGCGUGUCACGCAUGUCAUGUCGGUUCGUGACUUCGAUAUUUCUUAGAGAUGUAAAUUUUACUUUUUCACUCAAUUGUUUUGUAUAUUUCCCAUUAAUAGAAAAACACAAAAGGAAAGAAAUAAUUAUGGAAAAUAUAUAAUUCUCACAUGAAUUUGACCUAUUAUGCUAUAUAUAUAUAUAUAUGAUAGACAACUUUAAAAUUCACUACCCAUAUUAAAAUUGCCCUCAAGUUUUACAAAGUUUAUUGCAAUGUCGAUUAUAUCUAAGAAAAACAAUUCCUUUGUUCUUGUGAAAAACAUUGAUUCCGCUGAUGAAACACAAAAAAUCAAAGUGAAGGUUCUGGUCCUCUGGAAGACCUACAAGAGUUCUGGAAACACUCAUGAGAUGGUGUUGAUUGAUGAAGAGGGAUCAAAGAUUCAUGCUCAAGUUGAAGAAAACUUGAUGAAGAAACACCUAACUGUUCUGAAAGAAGGUGAAGCUGUGAGCAUCAAUACUUUCCAGUUGAAGGACUAUCUUGGAGAAUUUAGGACCAAUCCUUAUCCUUAUAAGAUUACAUUCUUCAGAACAACUAAGGUCAAAGCAGCUGAUGAUUUUCUCGAGUAUUAUCCAGAAAAAUAUUUUUCAAACUUUGAAGAGAUAUUAUCCGGAAAGCUAGACAAAAACAUUUUGGUCGAUGUGAUUGGUCAAAUUGUGAAUAUUGGACCAAUGGAGCAGAUAAAAACAAAGGGGAAGGAUAACUCAAAGCUUGACAAUAUUCUACGAGAUACAAUAUACAUAUCAGCAUGUGAGCUACUUGGAGAACUCUUGCUUUUCCUACUCAUUAUCGGACUACAUCAGUAGAAAAACUAUCAUUCCAUCUCCCACGUCAACAACUGGUUGUUUACAAUGAAGAUGACCCCGUUGAAGAAGUACUAACCCGAAUUUCUGUCGGGAAGUCCAAGUUUGUAGCCUGGAUGGAGGCCAAUAAGAUAUAUCCAGAAUCAAAAAAUCUCACUUAUGCAGACUUCCCAUCGUACUUUGUCUGGCAUCUAAAACCAGAAUGUGGAAACCAAGGCGGAGGGGUUUUGCAAUCGGAAGGAUCACUUAUGUGCCACCAUCUUUAGGUGAAGUGUAUUAUUUAAGGGUUUUGCUAAAAAUAGUCGAAGGUCCAACAAGCUUUGAAGAGAUAAAAACAGUAGACGGCUGUUAUCUUCCACAA